AAAUGGAUUAAUAAAUUAAUUAAUAGCCUAUCAGUGAUGUAUGUAGGAGCAGCUGCAAUCCAGUCCAGCAUAGUCCGUGUCUGUGUUUGCGCAUGUCUGUUUGUGUCCUCCUAUAAAAACCAUCUGACAGACAGAGGGGAGCAGAAAAGGGAGGAACCGCUCAAAUACAAUGAUCUCUGAAGCUGGGAGCGACAGUCUGAAGGCCGAACACUUCCAACCAGAACCGAGCUUCUUCCCGGACUCCCCCGCCUCCUCCUCCUCCUCCUCCUCCUCCUCCUCCUCCGCCGCCUCCUCCCCAGACUCCGGGCCUCUGAACCGCAGGGAGCCGCAGAGCAGCAGCGGCAGCAUCGUCCCGGAGGAGAGCGGCAGCAUCCAGCCGCUGGUGGCCGCCGCCCGCGUCAUGACGUCGGGAGAAUUUAACCAGAGCGGCCCGCUGCUCGCGCACAGAUCCACGCGCAGCCUCAUGUACAAGACUCUGUGCUUCCUGCUGCUCGUCUUCCAGGGCGGGGUCCUGGACUUCUACCUCAUCAUCUUCACGGACCUGUACUGGUGCUCCUGGAUCGCCACGGACCUAGUGGUGGUCUCGGGCUGGGGUAUCUUCUUCAUGAAGAACGCGCGCAGUAAACGGGAGCGCGCCUGCGGCUUCCACCAGAAGAGCUCCAUCUUCGGCUGCAACCUGGGUGAGUUCACCUAUGCCUACCUGGCCUGGCUCAUCUACGUAAUCGCGUGCACCCCGAAGGUGGUGCUGGUCCUGGAGACGUCAAUCCUGGAGCUGAUCGCGCUGAAGGUGCCGUGCGGGCUGACCGGCUUCAAGGUGAUCAUGCUGCUGUCCGCGCCGCUCCUCUUCUGCCUCAUCAACUCCAUCAUCGAGGACCUGAACGGAGCCACGCGCCACCACGCCCACAGCUGCUUCCUCAGCACGUGCCUGGACCUGCUGGACUGCUUUACGCUGCUGGAGCUGAUGCUCCGCGGGGAGAUCCCCACGGUGUACCUGAAGUACACGGUGCUGUCGGUGUACUUCGUGGCGCUGGCGGUGCCAGUGGUCUGGCUCUACGAGCUCACCGCCUCCGAGCUGCGCUGCCGCUGGCUGUGCGCGCGCUUCCUCACCUGUCUUCUGGUCAACGCCCCCUUGCUGGUGGUGCGCUGCUUCCAGGUGUACGUGUACAAACUUCCGGUGUCCGUUUUCAUGUUCAAGAACAUCUUCCUCCUCGCCUGCGGGCUGCUCGAGCUCGUGGAGCAGUGCGUGGCAGUGCGGGGUGGGCGCAAGCACGCGGGUAGCAGCAACACGGCGCAGUUCUCGCACUGCGUGUCCGAGAACGACAUGUGUCCGCACGGGUAUGUCAACACGCUGGCCGUCACCCAGUCCUAGAUCCUGGACCGGGUUUAGGACGAGGGAGUGGACCAGUGUGCGGCCUUCAGACUAAACUGGGAACUAUUAAAUCCUGCAGAGAGUUCUGGAUCCCAAUCCGAACCUCUGACUUUGGAUGAAACUCAACAAACCUUCAUGUCAAAUUCUCUUCUCCAACACUGAAAUCUCCUCCUAACAGGUUCACCCUCCAGGGUCCAGCUGACAAAACACAUCAUCUCAGUCAGGUGAGAUUUUAGCCUCCAGCUCAGAACAGCAGCAGCCACCAGGGGCCGACAGUGAGCUGUGGCCCCCUGAUGACACCCCCCCCCCCCUCCUACAUUUGAGCUUCCACUCACUCUUUUUAUCUUUAAAGAUCAAUUGGCUGAUUAUUGUCAAGAUUGAACACUU
Labrus mixtus (cuckoo wrasse) is the source of this 1756-nucleotide messenger RNA. It is a transcript of the gene tmem121b, whose product is annotated as transmembrane protein 121B. Bases 170 to 1369 code for a protein of 399 amino acids. NCBI's taxonomy places the organism in Eukaryota, Metazoa, Chordata, Actinopteri, Labriformes, Labridae. The transcript has a single exon. The record is from RefSeq and is a predicted model, not a curated record.